AUGGAUGAAGAAGAUUCUUUUAAAGAUAUAGAUGAGGAUGUGGAUAAAGAAUUAGAUUAUUCUUAUGAAAAUACAGUUAAGGACAUAGAUGAAGAAGUAGUUUCUUUUGAUAAAGACACAGAUGAUAAUUUUGGUAAAGAGAGAUUAGAGAUGGUAUUUGUGAAUACCACUGUUAAAAAUAAAUAUGCAAAUAUUUAA
Messenger RNA from Racocetra fulgida, 198 nucleotides. NCBI's taxonomy places the organism in Eukaryota, Fungi, Glomeromycota, Glomeromycetes, Diversisporales, Gigasporaceae. The record is from the annotation of a GenBank genome assembly.